Molecule: messenger RNA, 5264 nt
Organism: Corythoichthys intestinalis (scribbled pipefish)
Lineage: Eukaryota; Metazoa; Chordata; Actinopteri; Syngnathiformes; Syngnathidae
Gene: clcc1
Product: chloride channel CLIC-like 1
Exons: 10
Coding region: 315-2039 (574 amino acids)
Cellular component (GO): endoplasmic reticulum; membrane
Molecular function (GO): chloride channel activity
Source: RefSeq, a predicted model, not a curated record
GAAUGAUGACGCAGUACAGACGCGACAACAGUCAACUUCAGAUUCAGAACGCUGUCAACAUACGGAAAAAGAGUGUCAUCUUGGUCCAUCGGUAAUUUUUCAAAGGGCAUUUUUGAAAGUGCUGGCGCCUUACUUUAUUUUGUUUUCGCCUUGCGCCUCCUGAAUUUCUGUGUUUUGAGAAUGCUUGCUAUCUGAUCACCACGAACUCACGAUCAGCAGACGGACACAACGCGCUUGGAAAAUAUAGCGAAACAAUUGUCGCGACUGGAUACAACUGGAGUUCGAAGUUUCCGUGAAGUGGAAACGUCGCCACAAUGCGGCUCAUCAUCCUGUUCGGUUACCUGAUGCUGGCUUCCAGUCAGCAGCUGGACGACGACUGGCUGGAUCCCUAUGACUUGCUCAAUUACGACGCAAGCACAAAAACGAUGAGGAAGCCCGCCGAGCAGCCAGCAAGGGCAGUUAAUGUUCCAAGCUCACAAAACGUGGACAUCAACUGUGGUCAAGCUGAGCUUACGGUCUGCAACCAACAGUUGUCUGAUUUACAAACUCAGGUCGAAGCCCAAAAGAAGAGUAUGAAACAGAUCUCCCAGCAGCCAACAUGUAAUCCUGUUUUUAAAAGAUUCCUUAGCAGGCUUUUGAAGGACAUACGGAGAGUUGAAAUGCCCAAAGACACCGUAGACUAUGACGCUAUGAUCAGACUAUCCGGCCAAGGCAUGGCAGAGAUUCAGAACUUUCUCGAUGGAGAAGACUGUUGCAGAACGGGUGCUCUGGACAAUGCCAUCAGUCAGAUUCUGGUUAAAGUUCGACCACAUGACUACGAUGCCUGGAGAUGGCGGUUUGAAGACACCUUUGGCAUUGAGCUGGACACACUUUUGAAAUUGGCAAUUUGUAUUUUGAUCUUCAUGGUCAUCAUCUGCACUCAGCUGUGGUCUUGCAUCUCCUGGUUUGUGCAGUUCAAGAGGCUGUUUACCAUCUGUUUCUUUGUUAGUAUUGUGUGGAACUGGUUGUACCUGUACAAGAUUGCAUUUGCUGAGCACCAAAGCAACAUUGCGAAGAUGGAUGGUGUCUAUGAAAAAUGCACUGGAGUGAAGACAAUUGACUGGCGUGAUAGUUUGAAAGAGUGGUUCAGAAGCACGUGGACACUGCAGGACGACCCUUGCAAGAGAUACUAUGAAGUCCUUAUGGUCAACCCCAUUCUACUCGUACCUCCCACCAAGGCAAUCUCGGUUACUAUCACGACCCUCAUCACAGAGCCACUGAAGCAUGUCGGCCUUGGGAUAAGCGAGUUUCUCCGGGCACUCCUCAAAGAUCUUCCCAUCACCCUUCAGAUCCCCGUUCUCCUUACUAUUGUGCUUGCCAUUGUGGUCUUCAUGUAUGGAAGUGUGCAGGCAGUUUUCCAGUACGGCAUCACUGCACCUCUACGCCGGCAUAGAAGGGAUCAGCCCCUUCCACCAACAGAGCAGCGUCAUCUCCAAGAAAUUGAGAACCGUGGCCACAUGGACGCAGGGGACAUGCCGCAGCAUUGUCCCCAGCAUAACGGACAUGAGGCCCGACUGCACAACAAUCAGUUUUGCCGAUCACGACUCAACAUGGCCCGAGAAGAGCCAGCCAGGAUAUUUGUGGAGACUUUGCGUACUGCGUCUUCUUCCCAAAACCAACAGGAGUUAGACGGGAAUCGACGUGAGAGGCGUGUUGAAGCCGGGCAAGGGGAUGAGGCCGAUCCUCGAAUGGUGUCUGACUCUGAUGACCAUGCAGAGGUGGAGGAGACUCAAAGAGGCGCAAGUGUUUUGGUGUCACGGCAGACUGCUAAAAUAAAGGAAAAACCCACCGACUGCGGCUCAUCUCAGUUAGAACAUCCAAAAGACAGGCCCAGAGAGAGGACGCCAUCUGGACUCCCUCAGACUCUACCUAAAGUGGAUGUGCAGGACCCGAAUGCCUCAGCUGGAGACUCUGAGCCCUCCGUUUCGCUGCCAAAUGUGGAAACGCUGGGCAGUCCUGUUCAAGAGACAUUGCCAUCAGACGUGAUGGAGAAUCACUAGGAGCUUAUGCCUUCACCAUUGGACAUCACGGAGCCAGAAAUAUGGCAUCUCUAUUGAGUCGGGUGCUGAGCAGGUCUACAGUAGCCACGAAAAGAUACACACUGUUAUGUCUCUGACGCAAGAGGCAAUACUUCAGGACAAAGUGACAGUAUAUGGUUAUUGAUGGCAGCCGGCUACCACUUGAGCACUUUAAAUAUCCUUAAGUGACUAAUGAAAUGGGGUAUGUCAAGUAUGAUACAUUGUUAUAUAUUAUUUUUAUACUUUAAUACAUUUGUUGCUGUGCUUUUAUAACCUCACAUUUUGACAGCGUUAAAGGCAGAUGAUCAGGAAUACAUUCCUUGUAUUAAUAACUGGGUUUAAAGACAUCUAAGCAGUAUACUUAUAGCAUUUUAACGUUUUUGGGUUAUAGGUUCACCUAUUUAGGUUUAUUGGCGAUGUAACCCGUUACGGGCCCGCUUCCUAUCCUCGAUUUUAAGUGGUUUACUGCUCAUAUAGGCACAAACGGUUUUGUAAAGAAACACCCUGAAACUCGUUAAGCAAAACUAAUUCAUGUUGGUUUGGGUGAAAAGUCAAUACAUUGUGAUACACUCGUGAUCAACAGCAAUUGAUUUUGUUGUUUUUGGGGGUGUAAUUUUAAUUGAUCAUUUUUAUGCCCUGUCUGACGCUAUCAAAUCCACAAGAGGGCGCACAAGCCUUACUAAUGAGAAAUAGCUUUGCCUGUGAAGACGACAAACCCAGCGUCCUUCCAUCUGGAUUUUAACCCCCCACCCUCCUAAAUAAAAACAAAUGGCAUCUAUAAGUUUGUAUUUUUUUCAGGUUAUUGUUGUAGAAUGAGUUUGUACUACCCUAUUUUUCGGACUAUAAGUCGCAGUUAUUUUUUAUAGUUUGACUGGGGGUGCGACUUAUAGGGGAGAGUGGGGGGAGUUGUGCCAGUUUUUACUUAAAGUGAGGUCAUGAUAGGAAUCUAUCCAACUGCAAUAUGAACAUAUAUUUCAGAAUGUGGUGCAUCUUUGGGAACAAUCAUUUUGGAUCUGAACUAUAGUAUUUAAGAAAUAUAGCUUUCUCAAAAAAAGUGGUCUUUUGGCACAACUUGCCCCCAGUGCGGGGUAAGUUGUGCCUUUGGACCAAAGCACUAAAACAUGAGUGAAAUGUUUUCAAACUUAACAUAAGGCUUAUCAAAGUCCUAAAUGAUAUUCGUUGGAAUACCGAUGCAGGCAAAUCAUCUGUUCUGUUACUAUUGGAUCUCAGCGCCGCAUUCGACACGGUUGAUCACAACAUACUACUCAGCAGAUUGGAACAGUGGGUAGGGCUUACUGACACUAUUCUUCAGUGGUUCACAUCCUAUUUACAUGAUAGGGAUUUCUUUGUGUCAAUCGGAAACUAUCAGUCAGAACGAACCAAAUUCACGUGUGGCGUCCCUCAAGGGUCAAUUCUUGGACCACUCUUAUUUAACAUCUAUAUGCCUCCGUUAGCUCAGAUAAUGGAACAGUAUGACAUCUCCUAUCACGCCUAUGCAGAUGACACACAACUGUACAUUUCUGUGUCCCCACAUGAUUAUAGUCCCAUAGUCUCCCUGAGUAAAUGCAUUCAUCAAAUCAGUGAAUGGAUGUGCCAGAAUUUUCUCCGGUUAAAUGUGGAGAAGACAGAGGUGAUCAUUUUUGGGCCAAAAAAGGAAAGGUAAAGAUAAGCAGGCAACUUAGAACAAUGUCACUUACAGCUACAAAUCAAGUCAGAAACCUUGGCGUAAUUAUUGACUCAGACCUAAAAUUUGAUAGCCAUCUAAAGUCCAUCACUAAAUCCACUUAUUACCACCUAAAAAAUAUAACCAGAAUUAAGGGGCUUCUGACUCAACAAGACAUGGAAAAACUUAUGCAUGCAUUCAUUUUCAGCAGAUUGGACUAUUGCAACGGUAUAUUUACGGGUCUUGAUAAAAAAUCAGUCAGGAAGCUGCAGCUAGUACAGAAUGCUGCAGCCAGAGUCCUCGCAAAUACAAGGAAGCUGGACCACAUUACACCGGUUUUGAAAUCGCUACACUGGCUUCCAGUGAGUCAAAGGAUAGGCUAUAAAAUACUACUGCUCGUCUACAAAACACUUAAUGGCCUUGGACCAAAAUACAUGCUUGACUUGUUAGAUUCCUAUGAGACAUCUAGACCCCUAAGGUCGUCUGGAACGGGUCUUCUGCAUAUUCCAAGAACAAGAACCAAGCAGGGUGAGGCAGCAUUUAGUUAUUAUGCUCCUCACCUCUGGAACAAGUUACCUGAACGUCUGAAGUAUGCUCAAACUGUUAGCUCUUUUAAAUCAGGGCAAAAAACACUUUUGUUUAGCACUUCAUAUCCAUAACUGGCUAUAUAUUUCAAUCUACCUGCUUUCUAUUACUCUUGUGCUUAUCUCCAUUGCUGAUUUCAAUUAUAAUUAUUAGUAGUAGUUUUUGUUAUAUUUGUUUUAUUUUUAUUUUUAUUCUAUUUGUGAUUAAAUGCGGUCUUUUGUCUUGGUGUUUACGUUGUAUUGAUUUAAAUGUGAUUUUUAUGAUCUUCAUGUGAUGUAAAGCACUUUGAAUUGCCUUGUGUUGAAUUGUGCUAUAUAAAUAAAUUUGCCUUGCCUUGCCUUGCCUUUGGAGAGAAUGCAUUGGGGUAAAUUGUGCCAUUGAUUAUUGAAGUGAAACAGAAUAUUUUAUCUCUGCUAGAAAAGUAACAUUCAAAAUUAUUCAUUUAAGGUUUAUUUAAACUUAUUUUGCAACAUCAAAGGCCAAUUUUCUACAAGCCCAUUGCGCCAAAUGAGCACAUCAGAGGUCAAUUUUCAACAAGACCUAGCGCUCCAUGAACACAUCAGAACAAAGUUUAGUCAAAAGAAACAAACAAACAAACAAAAAAAAACAGCAAUUCUAUUUAAAGGUAAUUUAUAAAAUUGAAGGCAAAUUUUCUGAAACAAGGCCUAGCGCCACAUAAACAUAUGUUCAGAAUCAGAACAAAAUGAAAUUCUGAUAAAGACCAAAUUGAAUGCAAUCCAAUUCACAGAUCUGGCCUACUACAUAACAUCCCACUUGCUUAUGCUACUGGGCAAUAUAAAUUUCUGCUCCCUUAUGGAUAUACCACUAAGUUUUUGUGGUGUGGGUAAAUUUAUAGAUUUUAUGAGUUUAGUUUGAUUUGAUUCUUUAAGAGCCCUUUUAAUCUACCUGUGAGUUGUGCUACUGGCACAACCUACCCAGGCCCUGUGGCACAAAUCACC